ACCCUGAAAGGCUCAUCUUAGAAUGGACAAAUUCAAGGAAUGGGAUCAGGCACCUGUAGAAGUGGCUGAAGACAGAAGUGUGGCAGUCGAGUACACAGGAUGGGACCAGAGUUGCCAACUACCCAACAGGGGCCAUGUUGAUGCCCUUUUGGAUAUCAGUGAUGAAACCUCAUCAAAAGAGCAGGAGCCAUUUGAGUUUCUCUGUCUCUCCGGAUGGGAGGAAGCUAUCCGGGGCUGGGGCAGAACUACUCCACUUGGCUGCCUGGUUCAGACCCAGAGGAGAGGAAAGAGGGUCAAGACUGGAGACACAGACCACCACUGCCACCUGUGUGUGGACCUCGUGAAGUUGUCGGAUCCCCUUGACUCUGAGUCCAGCGUAACCCACUCCCCUGAGUCCAUCUGGGAUUCCUCCCUGGACUCAUGGGAGAAACCCCCCCCCACAACCCUGGGAGACUUCCUGAACAGACCCUACAGUCAAACCUCUACCAUCUCUUCAGAGGAGUCCCCACCAGAGUCCUUCAGGGACCUUCAGAAAGCCACACAGCAACUGACACUCCGAGACAAGAUGGUGGAGGACAAAGCUGAGGUGUGUGAGAUCAGUGACUCACUGCUGGGCUCUGCCCCCUCCCAGGGUCACCACCACUCAGCCUCAGAGUGUCCCAUGACGUUGAUCAUCAACAGCUUCGCCGUCCUACCACCCGUGAAGGCCUCCCAGCCCAGACACCCUAGGGUCAGCAGCCAGCUCCAGAGGGAGGAGGCUGGCCCGGGGCGCAGUGCCUCAGACAGGGAGACCGCAGCGGCUGGGUCAGACGGUGUCACGCCUGCCUGGGAGAGCGGAGGUGGUGUGGAGAGCCAGCAGAGCCACCACCUGUUGUCUGCUUUCAGCAUCCCCAUCCUCAAGAGAUGUGACAUGCCCCUCAGCACACUGUCAGGUCCUCUACCCCGCGCCACCUACCCCCUGGACAGACACCUCAGACAGGAUCCCCGGACCAGCAGUGCUCACAGACUCUACUUUGGACUGAAGACCAAGAACCUGAAGCGUGCAGAGCCCCAACUGCCCAUUCUGUUUGGGACCAGGGUGCCCAUCCCAGCCUCUGCACAGAGACUACUCUGAACAGAGACUGUUACUUUGCACUCCAUACUCUCUCCCAACCCAAAAGCUCAGUCUUUGUGGGUUUGUGAUUAAAAAUAAGCUUUCUGUGGAAUAUCUUCAUAUCUUUUACAGUGGGGAGAAGAAGUAUUUGAUACACUGCCGAUUUYGCAGGGUKUCCUACUUACAAAGCAUGUA
Messenger RNA from Salvelinus sp. IW2-2015, 1288 nucleotides. RefSeq lists its product as uncharacterized. Lineage: Eukaryota; Metazoa; Chordata; Actinopteri; Salmoniformes; Salmonidae. The record is from RefSeq and is a predicted model, not a curated record.